This is a messenger RNA of Paracoccidioides lutzii Pb01, 1020 nucleotides long. RefSeq names its product prephenate dehydratase. The record is from RefSeq and is a predicted model, not a curated record. Bases 1 to 1020 code for a protein of 339 amino acids. Gene Ontology annotation, cellular component: cytoplasm. Gene Ontology annotation, molecular function: prephenate dehydratase activity; chorismate mutase activity. Gene Ontology annotation, biological process: L-phenylalanine biosynthetic process. The transcript has 3 exons.
AUGUUAUCUCCCUCCAAAAGCCUGCGGGUGACAUUUCUCGGCCCGCUGGCUUCAUUCUCCCACCAGUCCGCCAACUCAACAACCGCUUCAAUCCUCCCAAAACCCUCAUUCGCAGACGCAUUUGCUGCAAUCCAAUCCAACGAAGCUGACUACGCAGUUAUUCCUUUCGAGAACUCCACAAAUGGCUCUGUCGUACAGACUCUAGACCUCCUCGCCGACCGCGAUGGCCGCUACAAUGACAUCGUCGUGUGCGGGGAGUAUUAUCUAACUGUCCACCAUUGUCUGCUUGUCCGCAAGGAGGAUGCUACUUCAGACGCCUCCCACCCUGAAAGAAUCUACCCUCGCAUUUCAAAACUCUACACCCACCCGCAAGCCUGGGGCCAAUGCGAGCGCUUCCUCUCCAAACACUUUCAUGGCGUUGAGCGACAAGAUGCCCCUUCAACCUCCAAAGCAGCAAGCAUCGUCGCAAAUACCGGCUGUGCGCUACAUGACGUUAACGGUAGCGGCGAAGGCAUACAAGCCGCAAUCGCCAGUUCCUUCGCCGCCACAUACCACAACUUAUCCAUCCUCGCCACAAACAUCGAAGACCGCGCAGGCAACACGACACGCUUCCUCGUUCUGCGGAAUAUUAAUAAUGAGCGCACGAGGAGCGGAGAAGCGGAUUUUUAUCCACCGACGCCAAGCAGCGCAAGCACAGCAACACCAUCGAAACUAAAGACCCUCAUCUCCUUUAUGAUCGCGCAUGAAAUCCCCGGCGCCCUCGUUGAUGCGCUGACAAUCUUCCGCCGCUACGGACUCAAUUUAACCAGCAUCAUGCCUCGACCUGGCCAGAUUCGGCCGUGGCAGUAUAUUUUCUUCGUUGAGUGUGAAAGGAUUCGCGGCGUGCAUCAGGAGGAUGUGGUGGAGAGGACUAUGCGGGAGUUGGAGGGGAAGACUAGCUGUUGUAGGGAUUUGGGGAGUUGGGGGGAUCGGUUAGGGGAGGGGAAGGGAGAAGAGGAAAUCGGCAAAGGGGAGGAAUAA